AUGGAUACGCAGGGCAGGCUGCAGGAAGACACCGACGAUCCCACCGAUCCCAACCAGUUUGGCGUUUCAGUAUCUGCUUUUCCACAAGCACACUCGAUGACGACUUACGAUGCAGCACUAGACGACGAUUCACGUUACCUUUACAACUCACAUGACGAUCUAUGGUACGAUUGGACUACUGGAGAGUUUUCUCGUUACGAUCCCGACAAUCAAGUAUACAUUGCAGUUGCCGGCAAAGAGGAAGAAGAGGAAGAAAAAGAAGAAAAGAAUGAGACAUCAUCCCUUCAUGAAGAAGAAUACGAUCCAUAUGAUGAUGAUGAUGAUGGCGAUGACAACAAUAAGCCAGUGAAAGUGGAUGCACCAUUACUGCGGCUGGCGGUACUCGAUUCAACAUUGUUAACGGUUGGACACGUGGUGGAAGUUGAUUCAUCAGGAUUGACAGUGGGUCGUGAUCGUUCAUGGGAUCGACAUCGCCUUCGUCUUGCCGAGUUGGCUGUGAGCAAGUUUCAUUGUCAAAUCUACUAUGAUGGGGGAUCAUAUCACAUCACUGAUCAAGGCUCCAAGAAUGGUACUUUUAUCAAUGACGAGCGACUUUGUGAUCCAAAGACUAGCAGCAUUCCUCGUGUCAUUCGAGACCUUGACAGGAUACAAAUUGGGUCAUCUCUAUUCCAAGCACAUCAGCAUAAACACGGAUGGCAAUGUGAUUAUUGCAUAACAGGACCAGAGAAUAUCGUGGACAUCAGUCAAGGCAGCCGUGAAAAGAAUACCAGAUCAACAUCCACUUUUUACAGCAACCAAAGCGAUAUCAACACAACAACGACGAUUGAUUUCAAAAGCAAAGAACAAAGAGAAAAAGAAUGGAUGGAUGAACUACGAAGGAGAAAGCGAAUGUAUGCACCGAAGACUAAUCCUACAAAGAACGUCAAUGAUGCGGCUGAACGACGACGUCAACUUUAUUCAUCGACGACACUACCAAGUUAUUUGAGAAAGACAUCAAUAACAUCAGAGCAACAGCAAUGGAAUGAAGAAGAAAGGCGAGCAGCAACCAUUGAACGUACUACGGUCCAUACACCCGUAAAAGGCAUUGGCGAUUCGAUGUUGAGAAAAAUGGGGUGGAAACAAGGUCAAACAUUGGGUCGUACAGGCACCGAAGGCAUCACCGUUCCAAUCACACCAAAGACACAAACCCAUCGAGCUGGUCUCGGCAAGAACUCAACAACCGAAACGCUAAGCUAUGAAUCUCCCAAAGCGAAGAUCCCACGAAUCACACGUGAACGCUAUAACGCACUUCAUUGA
Lichtheimia ornata is the source of this 1296-nucleotide messenger RNA. RefSeq lists its product as uncharacterized. The record is from RefSeq and is a predicted model, not a curated record. The transcript has a single exon. The coding region runs from base 1 to 1296 and encodes 431 amino acids. Gene Ontology annotation, molecular function: nucleic acid binding; protein binding. NCBI's taxonomy places the organism in Eukaryota, Fungi, Mucoromycota, Mucoromycetes, Mucorales, Lichtheimiaceae.